This is a messenger RNA of Rotaria socialis, 402 nucleotides long. NCBI's taxonomy places the organism in Eukaryota, Metazoa, Rotifera, Eurotatoria, Philodinida, Philodinidae. The record is from the annotation of a GenBank genome assembly.
AUGGCUACUCACGUAACGACAGUUGUCAAAAACGUCAAAUAUUUCGAUAAUAAACCUAAUUGCAAUUUAAGAACAUUAGGUGGUCCUGAUAUGAGAGAUGCAUUAGCUUAUUCUUUUGUACAGAAUCCACUAUCGUUGUGUAAAUCAGCAAUGAAGAGAAAGCGUCAGAAUGUUCCAAAUAAAAUUGAAGAAACAAAUACUUACAGACGUUUAUGCAACAACCGUCGACAAGAAGAGCGAAGAAAACGACUCGCGAACGUAUUUGCUUCGAAUGAUAUUAUACUUGCUGAUCCAUCGGUGAUGUUCGUAGAAGAUGUUAGUGUUUUUGCCGAGGAAGAAAAUGUCGACGAUGAUACACUUGAAGAUUUAUCGGAGCAGUGUAACCAGGGUGAACUAUUUUAA